This is a messenger RNA of Didymosphaeria variabile, 1563 nucleotides long. RefSeq lists its product as uncharacterized. The transcript has 3 exons. The record is from RefSeq and is a predicted model, not a curated record. The coding region runs from base 1 to 1563 and encodes 520 amino acids. NCBI's taxonomy places the organism in Eukaryota, Fungi, Ascomycota, Dothideomycetes, Pleosporales, Didymosphaeriaceae.
AUGGCGAACGCAACACUUUCUUCCCCUCUUCGGGGAUUGUGCCCGGCUCCCUUCUACGAUGCUUCGAAGUUUGGCUUUGGUGGAUCUGUCGAGGGACGAUUCUGUGCUACCAUUCCCACGUUGGGGGACUGCUGCCUACCUUGUCCUGCAACCGACUACCUGUACCCUGAAGACUUCAAGAAAUGGUACCGCGCUGCUGAGGCACUCAACCUAGUCGGGCUCGUGUGUAUGGCCUUUCUACUGUUGUCUUUCAUAUGUCUCCCUGCUGAGCAGACACGUCGGCACUAUCUCAGUUACUGUCUGAUUAUCGCUGCAAUGUUCCUAGCACUUGGGUUCGUUAUUCCAUUCGGUGCCAGACCAGAACAAUGCUACGAUGAAAUCACGCCAAACGACAUGUAUACAAGCCUUACCUGCGCCUUCUCUGGCGCCUUCAUCAUUGCUGGAGGCAUAUCCAUCGCCGUCUGGAUUUUCAUUCGCGCAUUGUCGAUGCACCUUCAGAUCUGCUGGGACGUCAUGCCAGGAAAGCGUUUUUUCUACUGGGCGCAAGGCCUUGGCUGGACCAUCGCAGCAGCAUUCUUCACAGCCACCAUCACUGUGACAGGGGUGUCGUUCCGCUUCGGCGAUGUUUGUCACGUCAAUGCUUCGCAUUCGCUCGCCGACUUCUGGGGUCCUCUUCUCGCUAUUGCAGGCGCCGCAACCUUGAUCCAGAUUGGGACUUUUGCUUACUGCAUCAAGGUAUAUCUACAAAGCAUGUGGAAUGACGACAAGACCGAGACGCAAAGUAGCAUGGGCUUGCCAUCGUACACUACCAGCAUCAAAACCCGGUCACCUCGUGUGAUCUAUCGCCGUGUACGCAAGGUUGUUUACCUACAAUGGCGCGGAAUUACCAUCGUGGUCUUCAUCCUCGUCGACGUCGUAUUCUUUUCAGUUAUCUUCAUUUGGCUCAACUCGAUUACAUCUCACGCUACCGACAAGAUUAAAGAUGCGAUGCCUUUCUUGCUUUGCCUGAUCAAGAAUCCUAGCAGCCAUGAGCAAUGUACACCGCUCGCGGAAGCCCUGUUCGUCAACAAGUCAACUGUGAUCGCGAUUCUGAUCAUGCUGUCGUUGGCUGGCCUUCAAGUCUUCAUCCUCUUGGUCCGCGCUUCCAUGUUCACCGGGUGGAUAGAUCUUAUUCGCUGCAAGGUCGGCAGCAAAAGGGAAUUCGUGUCCCUUGAUGCUCACAAGUACGCGGUCGGCCCCCAUCAAUUCGAGCUGGAACAGGUUCAGCCCAGCAUUGCCACUUACCCGGUUCCACAAAGCGCAGACGUGAGCCCGAUAAGCCCGAAAGAGAAGGGUGACAUCGACCCCUACCGACGGUCGGUCACAGGUACGCCAGAAUACUUUAGCAAAGAAGCCGCCCGCGAGUACACAACACCAACCCUGAGCUUCUCAACUCCUCGGGCGCCAUCGCAGGCCGUCACACGUGCCGAAUGGGACCCGCGCGCAACUCACGCAAGAGGUGGCCUAGGUUUCCAUCCCCCACUGCCGCACGAGGACGAAUACCAGGCAGAGAACAAGAUAUGA